CUCAAAUGCAUCCGCAGUAGGCAGGAGCCCUUACGCGCAGGAAACGCGAGACAGAGAGAGACGUGAGUCGCUACAGCUUCUCGGAACAUGCAAUCUGUAAGAAAGGCUAUUCUAAGGCACGUAAGUGUUACGAACAGUGCACGGCCAUGGUCAAUCACCAAAGCUGGCCCAUCACUUGGCGGAACAAUGCGUCAGAUGUGCACAUCAGCAUGUACCAGCUCUGAUCAUCUAAUGGCUCGAGUAAUUGGGAUGGUCAAGAAAUAUGAUAGGAUUGAUUCGGGCAAGGUUACUGAAACAGCAGAUUUCCAGAAGGACUUGUGCCUGGAUAGCUUAGAUAGGGUGGAGCUUGUUAUGGCCAUUGAGCAGGAAUUCAACAUUGAGAUUCCCGAUGAUAAAGCAGACAAGUUUACAUGUUGUGCCGAUGUGGUUAAAUACAUAAUGUCAGAAGCUGACCAAAAAAUUGCAGAGAAUUCCUGAUCAGGUGAUUUCCGGACCCAAAUGACUAUGUUUUCGAUAGGUUUCAUGAUAUAUACAAUUUCCCAGAAAGAGCUCAUUUGGGCUAAUGUCAAAUUGUCACUCCCAUGUGGUUUUUGAGAACCCAGGUAAAAGAGGAAGGUUGGUGUCUGGUGGGCCACCAAUAGUAAAACAUUUGUCAAUCUACCAUUCAAAAAGCAACCUCAAA
This is a messenger RNA of Magnolia sinica, 682 nucleotides long. RefSeq names its product acyl carrier protein 3, mitochondrial. The record is from RefSeq and is a predicted model, not a curated record. The transcript is spliced from 3 exons. The coding region runs from base 88 to 477 and encodes 129 amino acids. NCBI's taxonomy places the organism in Eukaryota, Viridiplantae, Streptophyta, Magnoliopsida, Magnoliales, Magnoliaceae. Gene Ontology annotation, biological process: fatty acid biosynthetic process. Gene Ontology annotation, cellular component: mitochondrion. Gene Ontology annotation, molecular function: acyl carrier activity; acyl binding.